AUGAAGCUGCCUCAUCGUCCUUUUCAGCUGCAUCUGUGUGGGGAUGCAGGAAGCAGGGAACAGCAGCAGCAGCUGCAGCAGAAAGAGCAGCAGAAGCACCAGCAGAAACAGCAGCAGCAGGAGCAGCAGAAACAGCAGCAACAACAGCAGCGGAUACAGCAGCAGAAACAGAAGCAGCAGCAGCACCAGAUACAGCAGCAGAAGCAACAGCAGCAGCAGCACCAGAUACAGCAGCAGAAACAGCAGCAGCAGCAGCAGCAGAAGCAGAGUCCGGGGCAGAAGAAGGCAGUACAGCAGCCGCUGCGGCAGCAGCAUGUUCAGAAACCUGCGGAGCGGAAGCAGGCGCAGCAGCAUUGA
Molecule: messenger RNA, 357 nt
Organism: Eimeria tenella
Lineage: Eukaryota; Apicomplexa; Conoidasida; Eucoccidiorida; Eimeriidae
Exons: 2
Coding region: 1-357 (118 amino acids)
Source: RefSeq, a predicted model, not a curated record